Messenger RNA from Chrysoperla carnea, 1275 nucleotides. RefSeq lists its product as uncharacterized. The record is from RefSeq and is a predicted model, not a curated record. The coding region runs from base 1 to 1275 and encodes 424 amino acids. The transcript has a single exon. Lineage: Eukaryota; Metazoa; Arthropoda; Insecta; Neuroptera; Chrysopidae.
AUGGUUCCAUCAAAUAGUAGUAGUAACACAUUAAGUUUAUGUUCAACAACUAGUACACAAAAUUAUCCAAAGUCAAAUAGCACGAUCCUUUUAGGUACCGCUCUGGUAUACGUGCUUGACAAAAAUGGUAAUCAACACACUGCUAGAUUUUUGUUGGAUUCAGCAAGUCAAUGUCAUUUUCUUACCCGUAUGUGUUGUAGACGAUUAAAUUUAUCCAUCUCAAACAACUCGUCGACAGUCCAAGGCAUUGGGAAUGGAGUGAACCUAGUUAAAGGUGAAGUUCAUUUAGUUUUUUCGUCACGUUUGAAUGAAAAUUAUCGGUACCCCAUAGUAGCUUUAGUAGUAGAUAGAAUCACCGAUAAAUUACCCCAUUCUUUCGUCGAUAUUAAUACGAUGCCUCAUCUAAUGAAUUUAUCAUUAGCGGAUGUAAAUUUCCAUACCCCGGGCGAAAUAGAUGGAAUAAUUGGAGCUGAACUAUAUUCUAAUAUUCUCGGUAACAAUAGAAUUAUGGGAUUAGAUAAUUUUCCAGCCGCUUUAGAAACCACUUUAGGUUACGUUGUCAUGGGAAAAUCUCCUGUUUUAACCAAUCUGAAUUCACUUCAUAGUUUUUGUACAACAAUAGAACCCCCUCUGGAAACAUUAGUAGAAAAAUUUUGGAGUUUAGAGGAAGUUCCUUCUAAACCAAUUCAUAGUCCGGACGACAUCCAUUGUGAAACAAUAUUUAAAGCAACGUAUAAAAGACAAGCUUCUGGUCGAUACACAGUCGCUCUCCCAUUUCGCGAUAAUUGGUUACAAUUAGGUGAUAGUUACUUCGUGGCUUUACGAAGAUUUCAUGCAUUAGAGAAAAAAUUUAGACAGGAUCCUCAAUACAAAAUUCAAUACAGCCAAAUCAUCAAAGAGUAUUUGAAUGAAGGUUAUUUGAAAAAAUUAGAUAGAAAUACCGAUGUAGUAGAAAGUGCUUAUUAUAUUCCACAUCAUGGAGUUAUUAAGCUAGAAUCCGAGAGUACCCCACUUAGAAUAGUUAUGGAUGCUGGUGCCAAAUCCAAUAGUUCGUACUCUCUCAAUGAUUUAUUGUAUAGUGGUCCAAAACUCCAGGCGAAUGUUUUGACAUUGUUUUUAAUAUUUAGAUUAUUUGAAAUAGCACUCACUGCGGAUAUAAGACGUAUGUAUCUGCAAAUAGAUAUGGCCAAAGAUCAUAGGCGUUUUCAAAGAAUAUUAUGGCGUGAUUCUGAAGACGACGAUCUUUCGGUUUACCUAUCCUACCCUACCCUUUAG